Mesorhabditis spiculigera is the source of this 2463-nucleotide messenger RNA. The record is from the annotation of a GenBank genome assembly. Lineage: Eukaryota; Metazoa; Nematoda; Chromadorea; Rhabditida; Rhabditidae.
AUGCUUGCCUAUACGGAAAAAUUCCAAGCGAGAUUAAAUCAAUAUUUAUACCAACUCGGCAAUUCGCUUGGCAGGCAUCCAUGGCGAUAUAUAAUCACAAUUCUCCUCUUCACCAUCCUAUCAGCAAUAGGUGUUGCUCGAUUCCAUCAGUGGAACAAUCCACGCGAGACCUUCACCGACUCUGAUUCACCAAGUUACAAGGAGCGAGCCGUCAUCCGUGAAUUCCUCGGUGUUCAGGGAAACGUCCAUUUUGUCGACGUAUUGAUCGAGGCGACCGACAAUGGGAGUCUAUUGAGGACUGAAGAAUUGGAGAAUUUGGAUCGUUUCCUCAAUGAUUCAACGGCUGUUGUUCAUGAGAAGGGAGAAAAUCUAACCUAUAAUGAUAUGUGCACACCGUUUUGUGCGAAAAAUGCACCGCUGAUUGCGUUGGUGGAUAUAUUGAGGAAGGAUUUGGCGGUUAUGAGAACUUAUCCCAAAUACGAGCUCGGAGAACAACAACUAUAUAUCGGGGACAGCGUUUAUGACGUUUCCAUUAAUGAGACGACUCGGGAGAUCCAGGACAUUGGGGCGGUCGUUGUUCACUUUGUGCUCACACACCCCACAAAAGAUGCAAUGUUUCGCUGGGAGGAGGAAUUAGUAAAUUGGCUACAGCGGGGGUUGUAUCCAAAAUUGUCGAUUGGCGCCUCGUCUGAUGAAUUGAUUAGGAAGGAAGUUCAGUCCAUGGGUAUGAAAUCAUCCUACGGUCUCGUGGUGGCUUUAAUAAUUUUAAUUACAUUUAUGAUCAUCUGUUCGCUACGAUAUGAUUUGAGCGAGUCAAAAUGGUGGGAAUCACUUUGCGGGGCUGGGAUCCCUGUUUUGGUUAUGGUAGCUACCAUCGGACUCGUUUCCGCCUCUGGAUAUGCUUUUCAAUCGAUCGCCGUGGCUGUCAUGUUUUUGAUUCUGGCUAUCGGAAUUGACGAUGUAUUUUUGAUGAUUGCAGCUUGGCAUCGGACAGAUAAAAAAUUGCCAGUAGCCGAAAGAACAGCUAGAACUGUCGAGUCUUCCGGUAGUUCAAUGACUGUCACAUCCAUCACAAAUUUUAUCUCAUUCGGAAAUGGAUUAUUAUCAACAACUCCAGUUUUGCAGUGCUUCGCCAUCUACGCCACAGUAGCGUCUGUGAUCGGCUUCGUUUUUCAAUUAAUCCUUUUCCCAAGCAUUCUGGCUCUCGGCGCUUACAAGGAAACAAAAGUCAAGACAAAGGAGGAAAAAUGCUGCACCCGAUUCCCUCCGGCUCCCUAUUUGGAAAAAUUCCGUCGAUCGGUUUGUCGAGGGAUUGCAAAGUGCGCAACGAACGGCUACGUCCAAUUAGCUACGAUAUUUCUAAUGCUGGUCUACUGGGCAGCGUCUGUAUAUGGCCUAACCCUAAUGGAGACCGAAUUGGCUAUACAGCACUUGGCGCCUAAAGAAUCGCCGCUGGUCAGAAUGCGAAUAGAAUUUGAUGAGACCGUUAAGAAAAUGCAAACAAUGGUGGUCGUCGUGAAAAAUCCAGGAGAUUUGACUAAUUCCACUCGCCUGGAAAGAAUGAAUGCUAUGGUUCGUGAAUUCGAAACGGCUCCUCAUUCAUAUGGAAAUGCUUCGACACUUUACUGGAUCCGCGAAAUGAUGGCAGAUGAGGAAAAAUUCGACCUAUCAUCUGUUGCCGAUUUUGUGACUGAUACUCCUCAAUGGAUUGCACUAGUUAAGCUUGAUGUUGGCGAAUGUGAAGAAGGCAACAAGCAAUGCAUCAAGGAAUUUAUGUUCACCACCGGAUUCACCGAUUACGUUAGAUACAACGACGUGUUCAAGCUCAUCUCUCACUGGCGGCAGAUCGCAGAUAAAUAUAGCGAAUUCCAGGCUUACCCGUACACCGAGCGAAGUGAUUUUUCGGACUCGGCAAAUUCUCUGGUUGAAACGAUCUGGUGGACAAUUAUGUCUGAAGUGAUUUGCAUGGUGUUGGCUUUUAUCUUCUUUAUCCCCAAUAUGAAUAGUAUAAUCGCGGCAACGUUUGCGUUGUUCAGCGUUAAUCUUGGCGUUCUCGGAUUUUUAAAUCUCUGGGGAGUUGGGGUGGACCCAUUCAGUUUGGCAUCGUUGCUGAUGUCUGUCGGGUUUUCCGUAGAUAUCUGUGCUCAUGUCAGCUAUCAUUACUAUCAAAUGAAGGGAGAGUCCCCGCAAACCCGAAUCGAACACACGAUCUCUGACGUUGGGUGGGCGACAACCCAAGGAGCCCUCUCGACAAUCUUCGCUAUGUCACCGACAGUUUUCUUUGACUCCUACUUACUUCAUGUGUUCUUUAAGACCGUAAUCCUUGUAAAUACGUUUGGGCUUAUUCAUGGUCUCUUUGUGCUUCCGGUGCUCCUUGGCAUCUUAUCACGGUUCCAAACACCAAAGUUCUUCAAAAGAAGAAACAUCCAAGACGUCAAUGGUUUGGCUGAAACUAGUAAAUAC